AUGACCCCCAGCAACCAAAUCCAGUUUACUAUGAGCCUGAACAACAUUUUUCUGCAGUUUAUGGAAUUAAUAAAUGCAUUAAUAUCUGAUUUUAAGUCAGCUGUAUUUGUGUUUUUUAUAUUGUCCCUUAGUCUCAGUUACUGGCUCUGUGCCGGGCUCUGCGCAUUAUACUGUGUGACUGUUGUCAGCUUUACAAACCGUUUUAUCACAAGACUGAAGAUGAGACUCCCGGUUCUGGUACCAAAGCUGUUGCUGGUUACAGCCCUGGGGUGUUUCUCAAUCUCUGUCCCCUCCAUUUGGUACUUGAACAUUGUCCCUCAGCCGGAUGUGACCAGGAACCUGACCACCAAUAAUAUUCCUCAUGAUUACCUGCAUUAUCCAGUCUUUCUUCUCGCAUUAGGAGGUAUUGUGCCAUUAAUAAUAAGUUUAACCUGUUUACUUAUCACUGUCACUUCCCUUUUGAGACACGUCUGGAGAAUAAAACUUAAUGCAACCAACAUGAGUGACGCCCAGCUUGAUGCCCAUUACAGAGCGAGUAAGACCAUGGGGAUGUUUGCUACUGUUUUUGUGGUACUGACUGUGGUUUAUGUAACAUAUCUGUCUUUAAACUCAGAUACUAGAAGUGUAGAGAAUAUGAUAUUUGAUUCUUUACGUCAGUUGUUCACAACAGAACUGUCUGUUAUUCUGAUUUUGAGCAGCUACAAACUGAAAAAAGCUCUCUGUAAAAUGUUCCCAUGUGUCCAGUAA
This is a messenger RNA of Bombina bombina (fire-bellied toad), 747 nucleotides long. RefSeq names its product taste receptor type 2 member 40-like. Gene Ontology annotation, biological process: sensory perception of taste; detection of chemical stimulus involved in sensory perception of bitter taste; G protein-coupled receptor signaling pathway. The transcript has a single exon. The record is from RefSeq and is a predicted model, not a curated record. Gene Ontology annotation, molecular function: G protein-coupled receptor activity; bitter taste receptor activity. NCBI's taxonomy places the organism in Eukaryota, Metazoa, Chordata, Amphibia, Anura, Bombinatoridae. Gene Ontology annotation, cellular component: membrane. The coding region runs from base 1 to 747 and encodes 248 amino acids.